Molecule: messenger RNA, 1488 nt
Organism: Diplodia corticola
Lineage: Eukaryota; Fungi; Ascomycota; Dothideomycetes; Botryosphaeriales; Botryosphaeriaceae
Product: histone deacetylase
Exons: 1
Coding region: 1-1488 (495 amino acids)
Molecular function (GO): histone deacetylase activity
Source: RefSeq, a predicted model, not a curated record
AUGGCGUUUAACAACAACGAGAUCGUCCAGGCUUGGGUGGCACCAGAUCCAUCGCCACUCUCGACAAGCGUCGAGUACAUGACGUACAAGCAACUGACCCCGGAAGAAAAAGAGCGGGUUCACCAGAUGGAAGCCGAACAGAAUGGCAUCGAGCGGCCGCAAGGCUACACCGUCUCCUUCCACUACAACCCAGAGGUGGAGCAGCACCACUUUGGCAGCAAGCACCCCAUGAAGCCAUGGCGGCUACAGCUGACCAAGCAGCUGGUCUUUGGAUACGGCCUUCACUACGCCAUGGACCUGAACGAGUCGCUACCAGCCACCAAGGACGCAAUCUCUCGCUUUCAUGACAACGACUACCUCGACUUCCUGCAGUACAUCAAAUCCGACACCGAAACCCAAAAACGCCACGAGGAGGAGCUUAACCGCUACGACUUCACUGACGAGUUUAAUGAUUGCCCCAUCUUCGAUGGCAUCUGGGACUACGUGACGCUUUACACCGGCGCCACGCUGGAAGCCGCACACGCGGUGAGCAGUAGACAGAGCGACAUCGCCAUCAGCUGGUCUGGCGGCUUGCAUCAUGCGAAAAAACGCCAGGCCUCUGGUUUCUGCUACGUCAACGACAUCGUGCUUGCCAUCCAACAUCUACUUGAGAAGCACGUCCGCGUCUUGUACAUCGACAUCGACGUGCACCACGGCGACGGCGUCGAGGCCGCCUUUUUCAACACCGACCGCGUCAUGACUCUGUCGUACCACAAGUAUGGCGAAUUUUUCCCCGGCACUGGCGGACCCGACGAUUCAGGCCCCAAGGGCUACUCCGAACCCGGGGCAUAUUUUUCGCUAAACGUGCCGUUGGACGACGGCAUCGACGACCGCGACUACGAGUGGCUCUUCAAGCGCAUCACCGGCCGCACCGUUGAAAUCUUCAAACCGGAAGCCAUCGUGCUGCAGUGCGGUGCCGACAGCCUGGGCGGCGACCGUCUUGGGAAAUUCAACCUCAACAUCCGCGCCCAUGGCAAGUGCGUAGAGUAUGUCAAAUCCUUCCGUCUGCCCUUGCUGAUCUUGGGCGGCGGCGGCUACACGCCCCGCAACGUUGCCCGCGCCUGGUGCCACGAAACGGCGCUGAGCGUCGAGGCCGAGCUCCACGACGACCUUCCGACAUUCGUCCCCUACAGACAAGCGUUCGAGGGCGUCGGGAACGGCAAUGGCUUGCUAUAUCCCGAGCUCAACAGCAAAAGGCUGUCACACCCCAAAGGCUACGAGCGCAAGGACCUCGAGAACACGGUGGCCCGCUGUGAGGAACAGCUGCGUUGCAUACAGGCCCACCCGGUCGUCGGCAUGAAGCGUUACCCGAAGCUCAACGAAGUCCUGCGCGCACGGAAGGAGAUCGAUCACGAGAUAAAAGAGGAGAUAGAGGAUCGCGGGUACCAAGAUGAGGCCAAGAGGAGACGCCUAGAGAGAAACACAGGCGCAAAGCGGGAGUUCAGGUAA